AGUCAUGACGUACCAUUCCGUUCGCACUUGCCUCCUCUCCUUCAAUUAUCAUUCACGUGCACAAACAACUUUCAAGUCGUACGCCUUGUCCACCGCCCCAAAUGCUUCCAGUGGUCGCGGCGACGAGAGUUGCUGGUGACCACGUUUGUCAAUCUCGUGCCAUUACCUAACCUCCUGAUUUCCGUCCGCAACUAGCUCGAUCCUCGCUCAACAUGGAGCCAUCACCAAGAGCCUUGGUGAGGCUCCUGUUUCCGCGCCUGCCAAUGAUCCUGAAGACUGCACUAUUGAAUGCACUCCGUCUGUCCAAAAACUCUUCUAAGCAAACAUUGACUAUUGAAGUUGCUGUCGUCACUCUGCGGUCGAUCAUGGGUAUCCGCAGACCAAUGAAGUUUCUACAAAGAACCACUACAAGAGACAGGGGAAUCAAAGGUCCGAUAUGGAUUUCCAAGGUCUCCGUCCCACCACCACCAAGCGCGGAGAGGGACACGAUAGAUGCCAUCGAGAGGGUGAUCAAAGAGCUGGGAAAUGGCACCGAAACAUAUACCACCCCCGAGAUAGGCACUGUCGAAGCUGAGUGGACGGGUUACAGAAAAGGAGUUCCUCCAUCAGAGCCGAGGCUGGCCACUUCCGAACAUGACCAGUACACUCGGCUCAUGGGAGAGGUCUCGUCAGAUGUGACCAUCCUGUAUUUCCAUGGCGGCGCCUACUUCCUGAUGGAUCCCUCCACCGUACGUGAUAAUACGGGCCGUCUGGCAAAACAGACUGGCGGUCGUGUCUACUCCGUUCGAUAUCGCCUUGCACCCCAAAAUGCCUUCCCAGCGCAGUUGAUGGAUGCCUUGAUCGCUUAUAUGUCUUUACUGUCGCCUCCACCAGGCCUCGUACAUGCUCCAGUUCCAGCCAAACAAAUCGUUUUUGCUGGAGAUUCUGCUGGAGCAAAUCUUGCAACUGCCUUGCUAUUACUGAUACUCACACUGAGGAGGGUAGGAAUUAACACUAUCAGGUACCAUGGCCGUGACGUAUCUCUCGACAUCCCUGCAGGACUGGCACUCAAUUCGCCAUGGGUAGAUAUCUGUCGCUCUCUGCCCUCCAUCGUCAACAACGCCCAUCUCGACUACCUCGAUCCACCUAGUGAUAACGGAGCUUCACAGCAUGAACCGCUCCCUGAUGAAUUAUGGCCGUCCUCACCACCUCGUGCAGAUGUUUUCUGUAAUGCCUCCAUCCUGAUGCACCCUCUGGUCUCUCCUGUGGCGGCAACCCCUGGAAUGUGGGAGGGGGCCCCACCAGUCUUCAUCUGUCUCGGCAACGAAGCUCUCGAGGACGAAAUUGUUGUUCUCGCACGCCGAUUACAUGAGGGUGGGGCAGUGGUGGAUUUGGUGGGCUACGAAGGCAUGCCUCACUGCUUUGCCAUGAUAUUCGCAACCUCAAUUCGUGGCGUUGACUGCUACCAGAGGUGGGCCAAUUUCUGCGCGGACGUGGUUCGCGGCAACAGUCCAAGGUCCAGUCGAGCGAUGUGGAUCGAGGCAUUUUCGAACCAUACUCAAGGGAAGGAGACACCUAUGGAAGAUCUCUGCAAACUCAACGACGAGGAUGUCGUCGCUGCAAUGGAAACUAUGCAAAAGAAGGCCAUGACGAGGGAAGCAGAGGCAUUGAGCAAUUGGCGUCGACAGACAUCCAGGCCCAAACUAUGAACGGCAUCUCGAAUGACGAGAUAGAGAUCAUCACUGAACGCUCAUGAUCAUAAUUUCGCUUUACUGCCGCGAUCCCGACGUGGUCGAGAGCCCGUGUCAACCUCGGAGAACCAAGGAUAAAUGGGAGGACCAUCCUCCUCGAGGGUUGCGGUGAAGUUAGGCUCGCGCUUUUCCAAGAAGCUCUUGACCCCUUCCUUGCAAUCCCUGUCGAAAGUCAGUUCAGGGACUUGGAUUGGGGAGCAUAGGAACAUACUUAUUGGCGAACAUGUGAUACAAGACGGCGCUGUCGAGUAGAUGGGUCUCCUCGACGGUCGGCUUCCCUCUCCACAUGAGCUCGCGGUUCAUGAAGCCCGCGAGUACACUGGUCUUUUCGGCAAUGUUUGUGGCAAGCUCUAAUGCUCGCUUCAGAACACCCGGCUGAUCAGCUAUGACUUCUUGGAACAGACUGCCGAAAUGCUUAGAGUCCCCUCGAUAGACGUCUCCGGUGGUCAAGAGAUAGAGGGCAUUAGAGUGCCCAAUUAAGCGCGGCAAGAAGAAAGACGAAUUGGACUCCAUGGUGAUGCCUCUACGAGCGAAGACAAAACCAUACUUGGAAGAAGCAUGAGCAAUUCGAAUGGCAGCUGAGAGACCGAGAGUCAUCCCCAGCCCGACCGCGGACCCAUUGAGAGCGACGAUGGUGGGUUUUCUGCAGCGAUAUAUGGCGAGGUUGAGUCUACCGCCACUGGAGGAAGGUCAGAAGGAGACAAAGAUGAUGGGGAGCACAACGCCUACCUAUCACGGUGAUCGACUAUCCUUUCUCUAUCGCCAUCACUGGGAAAGCCGAUAUCGAGGUCUGCACCCGCACAGAAGAACUUGCCGGCGCCAGUAAUGACAAUUACCUUGACUCUUUCAUCAAGAUCGAACAUGGGAUAAAUGAGUUCGAAGUCGGUCAUCAUUUGAUUGGUAAAGGCGUUGCCCUGCUUGGGCCUGUUCAGGGUAACGACAAUGACCGGAGUGGGUUCGGACGUGCCCUCUGGAUAAUGCGACACCUUGACAUGCUUAACAGGAAGUGUCUCGUAAGACUUGGGAAUUUGGACUUUUACUGGAUCAGCAAGCAUGGCGACACAAUGUCAUCUACUAGAUGAAGAGAGGAAGACAACGUAUUCGGAGGCAUUCAUGGGCUCAUUGUUUAUAAUGUCCGGCCUUCAAGUCGAGGACUUUGUAUGGACUACCCCAUCCCGGUCGUGUGCCGAAUGAGAUUGAAGGGACAGUCGAAGGUCAGCUAGGUCGGAUCUCACCUCCUGCCUCGGAGCUUUGAAUGAUUUGUCAACAUUUGGCUCUGAGAAGUAAACAUGUGCCACGAAUACGCGGUGUUGGUCCAGCCGGUUGGAAACAAGCACCGGGAGAAUAGAUGCGAGGCGAGGGUGGGUUAAGGCAAGACAUCAUAGAAACAGAGUGAUUCAUUUAGAUAAUAGGUAAUGAGAAGGAUGUUGAAGCUUUGGUUGUCGGUUAUAUGGAGAGUAUUAUGCAUUGAUGGAUGCGGGGCCGGAGUCGGCAAGACAUAAAUCCGAAGUUGGCCAUGUGAUUCUACAAC
This is a messenger RNA of Exophiala mesophila, 3261 nucleotides long. RefSeq lists its product as uncharacterized. The transcript has a single exon. The record is from RefSeq and is a predicted model, not a curated record. Gene Ontology annotation, molecular function: hydrolase activity. The coding region runs from base 213 to 1688 and encodes 491 amino acids. Lineage: Eukaryota; Fungi; Ascomycota; Eurotiomycetes; Chaetothyriales; Herpotrichiellaceae.